This is a messenger RNA of Amphibalanus amphitrite, 3136 nucleotides long. Its product is annotated as cleavage and polyadenylation specificity factor subunit 6-like. The record is from RefSeq and is a predicted model, not a curated record. Gene Ontology annotation, molecular function: mRNA binding. Gene Ontology annotation, biological process: mRNA alternative polyadenylation. NCBI's taxonomy places the organism in Eukaryota, Metazoa, Arthropoda, Thecostraca, Balanomorpha, Balanidae. Gene Ontology annotation, cellular component: mRNA cleavage and polyadenylation specificity factor complex. The coding region runs from base 249 to 2135 and encodes 628 amino acids. The transcript is spliced from 9 exons.
GCGGUCGCCAUUUUGGGUGGCAGACGUGUUGUCUGUCGCGUGGAAUUGCAGAUGUUCGGUUGAAAUAAAAUUGUUUCGGAUAAGCGCAGUGCUCCCUCGCGCCGCCGGACCGACUGCGAGACCGCGUCGGAGCGCCCCUGCCGGAGGCAGCCGCGCCGCAUCCUGCGAACCGCCCAGAACGCCCGCCUUCUGACCUGCCGCGCCACCUGCCGAACUGUUAAAGCGCCCGCAGCCCGCUUAGUGUGGCCAUGGGUGAUGCCGAUUUAGAUCUGUAUGAAGAUGUUGACGACUUCAACAUCAAGGAUUUCGGCGACACCGACCUCUACGAUGACGUCGUCACUGCCGAGACCGGUGACGGUGAUGGAGCCAAAAGUGGCGAGCGAAGCAACGGCAGCACGCCCAGCAAACCGGAGAACACGACCAACUUCAAGCCGACCAACUCGCGUGGCGGCCGACGCUACCAGCUCUAUAUGGGCAACCUGACCUGGUGGACGACGGACGCUGACAUCUACAAAGCAUGUCGCGAGAUUGGCGUCAACGACCUACUGGACAUAAAGUUCUACGAGAACCGGAUCAACGGCCAGUCCAAGGGCUACUGCAUGAUCUUCAUCGGCUCCGAGGGCAGCUACCAGGCCUGCAUGGAGAAGCUGAGCAAGAAGGAGCUGCACGGCCAGCAUCCGGUGGUUACCUACACCAACAAACAGGCGCUCCAGCACUUUGAGUCUCAGUCGCGGACCCGGCCGCCCAACCAGCAGCAGCAGCAGCAGUCGCACGGACGGGACCGAGACAGGGACAGGGACCGUGACCGGGAUCGGCGCGGCCCCUCGGGACCGGGCGGGCCGCACGGCCACCACGGCCGCGGGCCGCCCGGACACGGCGGACCGGGCAUGGGCCCGCCGCUCGGCCCGCCCGGCAUGGGACCGCCCGGAAUGGGUCCGCCGCACGGCGACUUCGGCCGCGGCAUGGGACCACCCGGCCCCGGCCCGAUGCCGCCGAUGGGCCCGCCGCACCACGGCCCGCCCGGGCCGCCGCCGCCCCAGAUGAGCCACGGCCACCGCGGCCCGCCCGGCCCGCCGGGGCCACCCAUGCCCAACAUGGGACCGCCGCCGAUGAGCAUGCCCGGCCCGCUGCCGCCGCCGCGCGGUGGCCCGCCGCCCAUGAUGACCGGCCCGCCGAUGCACCAGCCGCCGCGCAUGCUGCCGGGCCCGCCGCCGCCGCAGCCGGCGCCUCCGCAGCCGCCGCCGCAGCAGAUGGUGCUGCCUCCGCGCCAGGACUGGGGCCGUCCGCCGCAGCAGCAGCCGUCGCCGUUCGCCGGGCCGCCGCCCACCAUGGCACCUCCUCCGGGGCCGCCGCCGCCGGCCGUCAGCGCGCCGGCGCCGCACGUCAACCCGGCCUUUUUCCCUGCCAGCACGCAGCCGCCGCCCGGCUACGGGCCGCCACCACCAGUGGCCGCGGCCCCGCCGGCCGCCGCGCCGCCCGCCGCCGCCCCCGCCCCCGCCAUCAGCGAGACAGAGUUCGAGGAGAUCAUGAACCGCAACCGGACCGUCUCGUCCUCGGCGAUCGCCCGCGCCGUCGCAGACGCCUCGGCCGGGGAGUACGCGAGCGCCAUCGAGACUCUGGUGACAGCUAUCUCGUUAAUCAAACAGUCCAAGGUGUCGUCUGACGAGCGCUGUAAGAUCCUCAUCAGCUCGCUGCAGGACACACUGCACGGCAUCGAGGCCAAGAGCUACGGACGCAAGGACAGAGAGCGCUCUCGGUCCCGUGAGCGAGACCGCUACCACAGCAGCAGCCGGCGGCGCGAGCGGUCCCGGUCCCGUGAUCGUGACCGUGAUCGUGACCGGGACCGGUCGCGCAGCCGUGAGCGCGGCUACGCCGACGACAGGCGCGACCGCGACAGAGAGAGGGAGCGAGAGAGUGCGUCUCGGCAAGCUGCGAUGUCGGGCCGCGGAGGCGCCCCAGCUCCGAGCUAUCCGCCCAUGACCAGGCAGAAGAUCAUCGAACCAAACAUGUCGGCACGCUCCUACUACGACGACCGCUACCGGGAGAAGGACCGCUCCCGAGGAGAAGAACGAGAGGUUCACCGGCGCGACGACAGGUCCCGCGACCGGGACCGGGACCGUCGGGACCCGCACUAGCGGUCCCCUGCGCGCACGGACCGCGUGCGGACCGCAGACCACCCGCCCCCGGCCGGCCGGCCGACCCAGGCACCCCCGUAGUGGCGUAGAUGACCGUCUCUCUCCCCCGCUAUCGCUCUGUUCUUUGACACAAAAACCGGGCCCGGCGUCCGCCCCGAAGUUCGGGCUGCUCAGUGUAUUCGAGUUUUUUUUUUCAUUUAGCGUUGCUAUCCGUUUUACCGAGCGCUGUGUUGUGCACGAGCUGACGCGGGCCCAGGCUGGGCACCGGCUCACGGGCGUGAAUACAUGUGUUGGUGGAACUAUGUGUGUUGGUGUGGGAUGUGCUGGCCUCAGGUGGAGAUUUGGUGAACAGUGGAACAAAGCUGAAUUUGUGGCGAAUGGUGAGUGAGCAGUGGUAGCAUGGGCGGGGAUGGGUGUUUGGAAUAGUCCUGGGCAUUUUCCGUGUUCAUGUUCUUUUACGCAACCUUUUCGGUGUGUUCUGUUUCGAUCUGGCCUCUUGCUGUUCAUCGUUGCUGCCUAUGGAUGGAAAUUGGCUGGGCAAAUGUGGCGAUAAGCGAACUUCAUUUAUGGGUUGUAAUACAGCCGAUAUUUGGAUAGAACAGGAGCAUCAAGAAUCCAACCGCACUCUUGAAUCGUAUGCUUCAGUUUCUAGCGUCUUGCUUAACGAAAUUGGCCUCUGAAUUCACGCCUUCGUUUUUCCAAACGCUCACGUUUUUUCGCCCAUUUCUUGCCGCGAUUUGCCACCAGUAGUUUUCUGUUCUCCCGCCAGGUGACCGGCUAUGUUCAAUGCAGAACUGAUGUUUGAGCAGUACGCUGUCGUACUUUGCUGUGAUGUGGCUUAUGUUCGGUUCUGACUGAUAAUGGCGUUCUGAAACAAACUGUCGAUUGGCGAUUAUUGCCGCUGUCUCACGGACCUGGUGCUGCCAGUGAACUCGGGUUUGACUCAUUGACGUGAACGUAUUUGCAUUCCGACUCUAAAAUACAUCAAUGAUCUAAAACUG